AUGGAUAACAACCAUAACCCCUUAUUAUCUAAAACAUUAUUCAAUCAUCUUCCAAACCAACGAAAGAUUAACCCGCAAAAUAAAACUGAAGUUCUUGAGUUAAUGGAAUUAAGAGCAAACAAAAAAUUAAUUCAACACACAAUGCAACUAAAGACUGGUAAAAUUAUAACACUGAAGGAUCUUUCUAAUAUAAUAUAUACUACAGGAAAAACAAACAGUGACAGCAGUUUAGAUGAAAUUGUUCAACAGCUACGAAAUAAACAUAACUGCACUGUAGAAAUUUCUGUUGAUAGUGGACAUAAUUUAAUUAGAAUUUUCCAGAGGUUGUAUUUGCUGAUGCUACCUACAAAUUGA
This is a messenger RNA of Macrosiphum euphorbiae (potato aphid), 354 nucleotides long. Lineage: Eukaryota; Metazoa; Arthropoda; Insecta; Hemiptera; Aphididae. The record is from the annotation of a GenBank genome assembly.